CUGGUGACAGAACCGACCCCUGCCUCUCCUCAGCCUGAGCUGCCGAGACCCUUGGCUGUUCGGAAACGUUUGUAAUCCCCUACCUGGGCAUCCUCAUUCUGCUGCAAGGUAUGAAAUAAACGGAGGAUUUCCAGCUUCCCUGCAGAAUUCCAGGCAGAUGAGUAUCAGCAGUCUGUUCCCUGCUGCAUGGCCUAGAUCCUCCACCAGGAACACAAUGAAAAACUGACUCUGGAGCAUGACUUGAACAGACCGAUGAGAAAAGGUAAUUCUCUAAUGGACCAAUGAAAGCCGACGAUGACAAGUUGUGGUCAACAGUCCUUGAAUGUGCUGAUGGUUCUACUGUCAUUACUCUUGUCAGCAGUGUUGUCUGCACAUUUUCGGGUCUGCGAGCCAUAUACGGACUACAAAGGUCGCUACCACUUUGGUUUUCACUGCCCCCGUCUUUCUGACAAUAAAUCUUACAUCUUCUGCUGUCACCAUAACAACACCGUAUUUAAAUACUGCUGCAAUGAGACAGAAUUUCAGACUGUUAUGCAGAUGAACUUAACAGGGAAUGCAGAUGGAUAUAUGCAUAACAACUACAGUGCACUGUUAGGAGUGUGGAUCUAUGGCUUUUUUGUGGUGAUCUUGCUGGUACUGGACCUUUUGUAUUACUCUUCAAUGAACUAUGACAUUUGCAAAUUCUACCUGGCGCGGUGGGGAAUCCAGGGAAAGUGGAUGACACAGGGACAGAGCCAGUGGAUUAACCCUGCUCAGGAUCCAAGCCAAGUACAGACACAGCCUCAGCCAGAGACGCAGCCUCAAACUCAGCUACAGCCUCAAACAUCACAGACAGUACAUACUUUAAAAGGAGAUGCUUUAAGCCCACCCCUGAUGUCUUUUCAGAGUACAUCUGCCUGCGUUAAGCGGGGAAUGUGUGUUAGGAUCAGUAUGGAAACCCUCUGAGGGCUGCCCAAAGGCCGCGCGGUCGGCAGGUCCCGGUGGUGGAUGGACCUUCUGCAACCCAAACACCGCCCCGGCUGCGAGGGAACGAGGGCGAACGGCGGCGCUCGGCCUCGCCGCGGCUCCUCCAGGGCACGAGCCCGUGUGAGAAGCCGCCUCUGGUGAGCCCUGAGCCGGCUUUGCACAACUGGAGGUCACACGGCAACAAGCAGCAGGCAAACCCUCGCUACUGCUCAGCAAAGCACACGCCAGGGAGGCAAUAAAAUGAAGUAUUGCAAGUUGUGGAACCAAAAUCCUGACUCCUGCAAAAACGUGUUCUCACAACCGUGGGAAUAUUGUUAAUUAUUAACGACUAAACAAGGUCGGACUGAGCAAGGAAGAGCGCACACGAGGCAGCGUGGGCCAGGGCAGCCCAGCAGUUCCUCCACAUUCUCCGUGUCUGUGCUGUGUUCCAGAUGUGAGAGGGGAAGGGAUGAACACGGUCUCUCUGCCUUGCUCUGGCGACGUUAAACUCCUCCCCGCCUCCAGCAGAACUGUGUUCAGGAGUAUGAGCCAUUUCAGGAACUAUCAAAUGAAAAACAUUGCUACUAAUUGAAAAAUACUUGACUUUCAGAAUCAUAGGAUUACUUCAGAAACCAUUAUUCACAAAAAUUAUAUUGAUGUGCCUCAAGAUGGGAGAGGUAAGAUCAGACUUCGAGGAGCAGCUUUCAAGGAAAUCAACUGAAUGACAAGAGUUGAAAAAAAAAAGAUGGGUAAGCAGGAGAGAGAAGGACUACAAGAAGGAGAUUGAGCAAGUCACCUGAAGAGAAACACCGCUCAGACAACUUCUCCAGGCAGAUGAUACGGAAGGAGCCUCCAGAAGAAAGUAGUCUGUAAGCAAUAUUCUAAUUCUAGGCAGACACUCUUAUCUCUGAAAGGCAGCAUCAUAUGUGAGGAAAUGCUCAAUAGGAAGAAAAUCAAGUUGCUCUGGCAAAACCACACAAAGGUGGAAAAAGAUCACAACACAAACCUUUGGUAGAUAACAUUUCUUUGCCUCCCCAUCUGUCUAUUGCCAUUUGAGCCUAAUCUAAGUGUCAGAAUACUGAAUGUGAGUUUUUCCAAAGUUCUCUGGUGAAUAUUUUGUCACAAUAGGGUAGGUGCUGGCAAUCUCCAUCACUCUUAACCAUUAUGGUCACAUGCUUCACAAGGUAAGUGAAAGCCUUUCAUGGAGUCACACUGCAGGGUAGCAACUGUUUGUACCUUAGUACAGAUGUUAAGGUCAUUGGCAAUGAUUCUGCUAAGACAUCAGAGCUCUGAGCACGUCUUGGCUCCAGCUUCACGCCCCCUCCCGAAGAGGGGUGCUUGUUAAGAAGCAACACAGACACCCCAUUCCACCCUCAUCCUCUUUGAAGCUGAAAGAGAAACAGAAGAAAAUCAACAAACUAUAUCUUUUAAAAGCAAUAAUACCAUUGUCCCUCUGCUUUACAAGGCAAUAAUCCAAUUCCUUCAGCCACCAACUGGCUUUGGAGUUUACCCCUCACAAAUCUAAGAAUUCAUUUGCAAGCCAGAAAGGCAGCGAUGCCGCCACAGGAGUAUGUGGAGUGCUUGGUCUCGAGGAUGCAAUAGCUUGACCUGACUUUCCAUAGGACAGGUUUAUUUUGAAAUCAUACACUGUCAAUUACAUGAGCAAAUCAUGUGAAAUUCAGUUAUUUAAGAUAGACACAUGGAGAGCCUGGCAAGGGCAGCCCAACAGAGGAGUUCACCUAGAAAUUGCAACACAAAGCCAUGAUAAUGCCAGUGGAUCCUUCCUUAAUUUGUCCUGCAGAUCUGAAUAUCUUUUAAAUAACCAUAUAUUUUACUGCAUAGCCAACAGGAGGAACACUUUGUCAAUCAACAAUCAAGUUUCCCUUUUGUACCUCUUUGAUUUAAGGGAAUUUUAGUCUUCUGUUGAACUCCCAGGGGACGGACUGCUGAGUGGUUUGAGCUCAUCCACAGCUACCAGAGGGCACAAUGGUAGUGACUAAAGCCACGCAGGGACAAAUAGUGCUGGGGACACAGCGAGGCCGGACAGCACGGGGGUGCCCAGUCUUCAGGGAAGGCCCAGUGUGUGUAGGAUACCAGUAUGCUCCUGUGUCGUGGCUUAAGCCCAGAGGGCAACUGAGCACCACACAGCUGCUCGCUCACUCCUCCCCCCGUGGGAUGG
Athene cunicularia (burrowing owl) is the source of this 3124-nucleotide messenger RNA. It is a transcript of the gene SHISAL1, whose product is annotated as shisa like 1. The coding region runs from base 295 to 945 and encodes 216 amino acids. The transcript has 9 exons. The record is from RefSeq and is a predicted model, not a curated record. NCBI's taxonomy places the organism in Eukaryota, Metazoa, Chordata, Aves, Strigiformes, Strigidae.